Messenger RNA from Adineta steineri, 1524 nucleotides. Lineage: Eukaryota; Metazoa; Rotifera; Eurotatoria; Adinetida; Adinetidae. The record is from the annotation of a GenBank genome assembly.
AUGUUCUCACAAGCUAUACCUUGGCGACGAUUUUCAAACCAAUGUUUGAAUUGUUCACGUACUAUCGUACUUAGAAAUGCAUCUUCAUCAUCAUCAAGUAGUGGUGAACAACAAUUUGAUCUUGUAGUCAUUGGUUCUGGACCAGGUGGAUAUGUAGCAGCUAUUAAAGCUGCUCAACUUGGUCUUAAAACAGCUUGUGUUGAAAAAAAUGCAACAUAUGGUGGAACAUGUCUUAAUGUUGGUUGUAUUCCUUCAAAAGCAAUGCUUCAUAAUUCUCAUCUCUAUCAUAUGGCCAAUCAUGGUGAACUUAAAAAACGAGGCAUUGACGUCGAAGGUGUUUCACUUAAUUUACCUGUAUUUAUGAAACAAAAAGAAGAUGCUGUUAAAGGACUUACUGGAGGUGUUGCUUAUUUAUUUAAAUCUAACAAAGUAACUGGUAUUCGUGGUUAUGGAAGUGUAAGUGGACCUGGACAAGUAACUGUAAAGAAAGAAGAUGGUUCAAAUGAAACACUUAACGCUAAAAAUAUUCUUUUAGCUGUUGGUUCAGAAGUAACACCAUUUCCUGGUAUAGAUAUUGAUGAAGAAACAAUUGUAUCAUCAACUGGUGCACUUUCACUUAAACAAGUACCUAAAAAAAUGGUUUUAAUUGGUGCCGGUGUUAUUGGACUUGAAUUGGGUUCUGUAUGGAGUCGUUUAGGUGCAGAUGUCACAUGUGUAGAAUUUUUAUCUCAUAUUGGUGGUGUUGGUAUAGAUAUGGAAGUGAGCAAAGCAUUUCAAAAAAUUCUCACAAAACAAGGAUUAAAAUUUAAACUUGAUACAAAAGUAACUGGCGCUGAAAAAACAGAUGGAGGCAUACGUGUUAAUGUUGAAGGAGCCAAAGGUGGUAAUAAUGAAGCGCUUGAUUGUGAUUCUCUACUUGUAUGUAUUGGUCGAAGACCUUUUACUAAAGAUCUUGGUCUCGAUAGUGUUGAUAUUAAAUUGGAUAAACGUGGUCGAAUUGAAGUUGAUAAAAAUUUUCAAACAUCAUGUAAAGGUGUCUAUGCUAUAGGUGAUUGUAUUCAAGGACCUAUGUUAGCACAUAAAGCCGAAGAUGAAGGAAUUAUUUGUGUUGAAAGUAUUGUUUCGGGUCAUGAACCACAUAUAGAUUAUAAUUGUGUACCGAGUGUUAUAUAUACAUAUCCUGAAGUAUCGUGGAUUGGAAAAUCCGAAGAACAAUUAAAACAAGAAGGUAUUAAAUAUAAAGUUGGUAGAUUUCCAAUGGCCGCUAAUAGUCGAGCUAAAACAAUAAAUGAAGCUGAAGGUUUUGUUAAAGUAUUAUCUGAUGCUCAAACUGAUCGAAUACUUGGCGUACAUAUGAUUAAUUCAGUAGCCGGUGAAUUGAUUAAUGAAGCAGCAUUAGCUAUGGAAUAUGGUGCAUCAUGUGAAGAUGUUGCACGUGUUUGUCACGCGCAUCCUACCUGGUCAGAGUCAUUAAAAGAAGCCAAUCUUCAAGCUUAUUUUGGUAAAGCAAUCAAUUUUUCGUAA